AUGAUGUGGUCGUCGAUGGUGUCCGUCUUCUACUCGCAAGUGGCAAGCGAUAUAUCAAGCUCCAUAUCGAUCGAGCUCUGUAAACCGGAGCGGCGGCACCAUUUCGUUACCAUGGAGAACCUGGCAGGGCAGCAGUUCGUUUAUGAGGUGACGAGUCUACGAGCAUUGUUUCUGCUGCUGCUCCUCUCUCCCUUCCUCUUCCUCAUCAUGCGCAACGCGCGAGCAACAACACUAAUGUUCGAUACCAAGAGGACAAGGGGCCACCGGCAGCCUGCAGAUCGGCAGCAGAGCCUCCCGCCGUCGCCUCCGGCAGUGCCUGUCCUCGGCCACCUGCACCUCGUCGGCUCUCUCCCGCACGUCUCCCUCCGCAGCCUCGCCAGGACGCUUGGCGCGGACCUCAUGCUGCUCCGCCUGGGCUCCACGCCGGUGCUGGUCGUGUCGUCGUCCAGCGCCGCCGAGGCCGUGCUGCGCACGCACGACCACGUGUUCGCGUCGCGGCCGCACGCCCUGGUCUCCGAGGUCGUCCUGUACGGUCCGUCCGACGUCGGGUUCGCGCCGCACGGCGACUGCUGGCGGCGGGGGCGGAAGCUCAUCACCACGCACCUUCUCAGCGUCAACAGGGUGCAGUCGUUCCGCCACGCCCGGGAAGAAGAGGUGAGCGUGGUGAUGGGCCGGAUCGCCGAGGCGGCGGCCGCUGGUGCGGCGGUGGACGUGGGCGAGCUGCUCGGCUCGUUCACGAACGACCUAGCGUGCCGCGCCGUGAUGGGCAAGUCCUUCCGGAGCGAGGGUCGCAACAAGCUGUUCCGGGAGCUUGUCCUCGACACCACCAAGCUGCUGGUCGGCUUCAACGUCGAGGACUUCUUCCCCUUCCUGGCUCGCUUCGGCGUGCUCAGCAAGCUGGUCCGCGCCAAGUCCGAGAGACUGAGGAGGAGGUGGGACGAGCUACUCGAUAGGCUGAUCGAGGAUCGUGAGAGCAAGUAUGAGGCGGCGGCGGCGAGUGAUCUCAAGGACGAUGAUGACGAUAACUUCAUACAUGUCUUGCUCUCCGUUCGACAGGAGUACGGCCAUAUUACGAGGGAGCAAAUGAAAGCUCUCCUGCAGGACGUGUUUAUCGGGGGGAUAGACUCCACAUCUUCGCUGCUCGAGUUCACCAUGGCUGAGCUCAUGCGGAAACCACGAGUGAUGAACAAGCUCCAAGCCGAGGUAAGGAGCAGCACGCCCGAGGGGCAUGAUGGAGUCGUCGGCGAAGACAGCCUGGAGCACAUGGCCUACCUGAGGGCCGUCACAAAAGAGUCCCUCCGGAUCCAUAACGUGACGCCGCUCCUGGCCCCGCACCUGUCCAUGGAUAGCUGCACCAUCGAUGGCUACACGGUCCCCGUCGGGGUGCAGGUCCUGAUCAACUCUUGGGCCAUCGGCAGGGACACGCGCUACUGGGGCGACGAUGCUGAGGAGUUCGUCCCUGAGAGGUUCAUGGAUGGCGGCAGCGCCGUUCAUGUCAGCUUCAAGGGGAGUGACUUCGAGUUCCUGCCAUUCGGGUCUGGACGAAGGAUGUGCGCCGGGGUGAACUUCGCGAUGGCCACGGUAGAGCUAAUGUUGGCGAACCUCGUGCAUCGUUUUGACUGGGAUUUACCACCGGGGCAGGAGGGUCGCGACAUUGAUGUGUCGCAGGUGUUCGGACUAGUAGUCCGCCGGAAAAAGAAACUUCUCUUGGUUCCAAAAUUACGUGUAUACUAGCAUCCCCCUCCCCGCACCCAAGAUAUACUGGGCUGUUGCAUAUAUGUAUGUACUGCAAUAAAGGUUGCCUAUAUGUAAGCUUACGACAUUACUUGUACUGGGUAUAUGAUGCAAUAAUGUUAUUAGAAAUUUAAGUACAUUCGAUA
Zea mays is the source of this 1880-nucleotide messenger RNA. Its product is annotated as indole-2-monooxygenase-like. The record is from RefSeq and is a predicted model, not a curated record. Lineage: Eukaryota; Viridiplantae; Streptophyta; Magnoliopsida; Poales; Poaceae. The transcript is spliced from 2 exons. The coding region runs from base 1 to 1734 and encodes 577 amino acids. Gene Ontology annotation, molecular function: iron ion binding; oxidoreductase activity, acting on paired donors, with incorporation or reduction of molecular oxygen; heme binding.